Messenger RNA from Triticum urartu, 1366 nucleotides. The record is from RefSeq and is a predicted model, not a curated record. NCBI's taxonomy places the organism in Eukaryota, Viridiplantae, Streptophyta, Magnoliopsida, Poales, Poaceae.
UCAAUAAAUAAGUUGGUUAUAAAAUAUGCUUGAAGAUUGCAACACAGAGAGAUUACUUGGCAGACUAAAAUAAUUGGGAGCUUCUGAUUGGACCCUUCAAGCAAUAGUGUUGUUAAUAUGUUAAUUAUUAGAUUAUGUUACUAGAAUAAUUAUUGGAGACACACGCAUGCACACACACAAACACAAUUAUGUCCAUUCAUGUAUUAUAUCCUUAUAUGCAAACUAAUUUUUUCCCUUAUACACAGGGAUUUAUGUUCUAUGCUGGAUGCAUAUUUUUGCACCCCUUUUGAAAUUAUUAUGGUGCAUAUGUGAUAUACCUAGCUUGUACUCAUUCCAACCGAAGGGGUGUGUCUUUAAUUUCCCUUUUAAGAAGAAACCUUCUGCAGUGAUAUGUCUCUAUAUUGGCAAAUGAUUAUGGUAGAAAUACCAGGAAACUAAUUGGAACUCAUAAAGCUCAUGAGCAUCACGGAGCCAAUAGUGUGAUAAAUUUUAUUUUAUGUCUGCAACUUUUGGUAUCACAAAGCAAGGAUGAACCCCCUACAUUUUUUACACCUUUAACUACAUUAUUUGUUGUGCCAUUGUGGAUGUACCUACCAGAUAUUUGAAUAAAAUUUAGCCAUUCAAUAUACAUACCAGGAAAUUUAGACGCUCUUGUUCGUUACAGGCAUAAACACCUUACUGCAAAUGUUCUUCGUGUCUCGCCUCCCCAUCGUGAUGGGUGGCUCCUACAGCUUCGCCAUGCCAACCAUCUCCAUCAUCUUGGCUGGACGCUACGACGUGUGGGAGAUCCUCACGAGUUUAACACAUAUUGGAGGGUGGGAGGAUAUACCGGUGCAAUGGAUGAACCAAGACUACCAAGAGGUCAAUUGCGUCUUCUUUCAUCAGAAAUUGUUGUGCACUGAUAAUUUUGUUACUUCUCACCCUCCCUAUUCAAACAGAAUUCAAGCAUAUUACAUGAUGUAUGUAUAUAAGAAGCUUAGUCAUGUGUCAGGCUUUGCAAAUAAAACUUAGAGCUCAAGUAGUUCAGAAUCAUACUGAAUAUCGCUUAUCAUGUAUCUAUAAUAACAAGCAUAACUGACUAUGAUUUUUUUAGGAUAUUAUUUGCAGAUUUUAGGAAAGGAAACCUGACAGAGUUUCAGGGAAGUGGAGUGAGUUCCCUAUUUACAUUUAAAUUGUACUCCCUUCCUUCUUGAAAAGAAGGCAUAUCAGUUUUGGUCAAAGUCAAACAAUGUAUUGGUUUGCUCUUUUGCUACAUGUUCUUAAAUUAUUGCAUGAUGCAUCUCUAGGCGGUGAGACCAGAAGCUGGGUGAUCAAAGCAACUACAUGAUGCAUCUCUGACUAUGUAGCUGUUUACCAUAAGCUGGGU